Messenger RNA from Cinclus cinclus, 2253 nucleotides. Its product is annotated as collagen alpha-2(I) chain-like. The transcript has a single exon. The record is from RefSeq and is a predicted model, not a curated record. The coding region runs from base 1 to 2253 and encodes 750 amino acids. NCBI's taxonomy places the organism in Eukaryota, Metazoa, Chordata, Aves, Passeriformes, Cinclidae.
AUGUCCGAAUGCCAGCUGAGCCGGCCGAACGAGCGGAGCCCGCUGGACGAACGGCCCCUCGGCCGGAGCUGCUCCCGCACCCGUCCGGAGGCUGCGGGAUUCCAGGGGCUGUGUGCCCUGCGGGAUUCCAGGGGCUGUGUGCCCUGCGGGAUUCCAGCGGUUGUGUACCCUGCGGGAUUCCAGGGGCUGUGUGCCCUGCGGGAAUCCAGGGGCGGUGUGCCCUGCGGGAUUCCAGGGGCUGUAUGCCCUGCGGGAAUCCAGGGGUUGUGUGCCCUGCGGGACUCCAGGGGCUGUGUGCCCUGCGGGAUUCCAGGGGCUGUGUGCCCUGCGGGAAUCCAGGGGCUGUGUGCCCUGCGGGAUUCCAGGGGCUGUGUGCCCUGCGGGAAUCCAGGGGUUGUGUGCCCUGCGGGACUCCAGGGGCUGUGUGCCCUGCGGGAAUCCAGGGGCUGCAUGGGCUGCGGGAUUCCAGGGGUUGUGUGCCCUGCGGGAUUCCAGGGGCUGUGUUCCCUGCGGGAAUCCAGGGGCUGUGUUCCCUGCGGGAUUCCAGGGGCUGUGUGCCCUGCGGGACUCCAGGGGCUGUGUGCCCUGCGGGAUUCCAGGGGCUGUGUUCCCUGCGGGAAUCCAGGGGCUGUGUGCCCUGCGGGAAUCCAGGGGCUGUGUGCCCUGCGGGAUUCCAGGGGCUGUGUUCCCUGCGGGACUCCAGGGGCUGUGUUCCCUGCGGGACUCCAGGGGCUGUGUUCCCUGCGGGAAUCCAGGGGCUGUGUGCCCUGCGGUAUUCCAGGGGCUGUGUUCCCUGCGGGAUUCCAGGGGCUGUGUGCCCUGCGGGAUUCCAGGGGCUGUAUGGGCUGCGGGACUCCAGGGGCUGUGUGCCCUGCGGGAUUCCAGGGGUUGUGUGCCCUGCGGGAUUCCAGGGGCUGUGUGCCCUGCGGGAUUCCAGGGGUUGUGUGCCCUGCGGGAAUCCAGGGGCUGUAUGGGCUGCGGUAUUCCAGGGGCUGUGUGCCCUGCGGGAUUCCAGGGGCUGUGUGCCCUGCGGGAAUCCAGGGGCUGUGUGCCCUGCGGGAUUCCAGGGGCUGUGUGCCCUGCGGGAAUCCAGGGGCUGUGUUCCCUGCGGGAUUCCAGGGGCUGUGUUCCCUGCAGGAUUCCAGGGGUUGUGUGCCCUGCGGGAAUCCAGGGGCUGUGUUCCCUGCGGGAUUCCAGGGGCUGUGUGCCCUGCGGGAAUCCAGGGGCUGUGUUCCCUGCGGGAUUCCAGGGGCUGUGUUCCCUGCGGGACUCCAGGGGCUGUGUUCCCUGCAGGAUUCCAGGGGUUGUGUGCCCUGCGGGAUUCCAGGGGCUGUGUGCCCUGCGGGAUUCCAGGGGCUGUGUGCCCUGCGGGAAUCCAGGGGCGGUGUGCCCUGCGGUAUUCCAGGGGCUGUGUUCCCUGCGGGAUUCCAGGGGCUGUGUGCCCUGCGGGAUUCCAGGGGCUGUAUGGGCUGCGGGACUCCAGGGGCUGUGUGCCCUGCGGGAUUCCAGGGGCUGUGUGCCCUGCGGGAUUCCAGGGGUUGUGUGCCCUGCGGGAAUCCAGGGGCUGUAUGGGCUGCGGGAUUCCAGGGGCUGUGUGCCCUGCGGGAAUCCAGGGGCUGUGUGCCCUGCGGGAUUCCAGGGGCUGUGUGCCCUGCGGGAAUCCAGGGGCUGUGUGCCCUGCGGGAUUCCAGGGGCUGUGUGCCCUGCGGGAUUCCAGGGGCUGUGUGCCCUGCGGGAAUCCAGGGGCUGUGUUCCCUGCGGGAUUCCAGGGGCUGUGUGCCCUGCGGGAAUCCAGGGGCUGUGUUCCCUGCGGGAUUCCAGGGGCUGUGUGCCCUGCGGGAAUCCAGGGGCUGUGUUCCCUGCGGGAUUCCAGGGGCUGUGUUCCCUGCAGGAUUCCAGGGGUUGUGUGCCCUGCGGGAAUCCAGGGGCUGUGUUCCCUGCGGGAUUCCAGGGGCUGUGUGCCCUGCGGGAAUCCAGGGGCUGUGUUCCCUGCGGGAUUCCAGGGGCUGUGUGCCCUGCAGGAUUCCAGGGGCUGUGUUCCCUGCAGGAUUCCAGGGGCUGUGUGCCCUGCGGGACUCCCUUGGGCGAGCGGCUCAGCCCCUCCGGCCCGAUGCGGGCGGGGCGCGGGCGCCCUCUGCUGUCCCGCCGCGGAAGGCCCGGGACAACGAGACCCGGGACAUGGGCCAGCCAGGAGAGGGGACGUCGGGGCAGUCCAGAGUUGGCAAACAAAAGCUGCCAGGACCUACCAGAUAA